Messenger RNA from Saccostrea cuccullata (small rock oyster), 675 nucleotides. RefSeq lists its product as uncharacterized. Bases 107 to 520 code for a protein of 137 amino acids. The record is from RefSeq and is a predicted model, not a curated record. NCBI's taxonomy places the organism in Eukaryota, Metazoa, Mollusca, Bivalvia, Ostreida, Ostreidae. The transcript is spliced from 2 exons.
AAAUUCAAGCAAAGAUCAAUAAAUGCAUUGAUUGCUGUCUCAUAUACUUUAAUCGAGAGUCAAAAUAACAUCUGUCUGAAUAUUCUCUCCCCGAACACAUUGUACGAUGGAUAAGAAAUUAGUCCUGCUGUGUAUCAUAUGGUGCGUUUGCCUGGUAUGUAGCGAAGCCGAAACCACUACGGCGGGACCAGAUGAGAUGUGUGACUGCGACUGUGAGUACAUGGACAAGAUCGAGUCCUUUAACAACGCUUCUAACCCCUACAUCAACAAGACUCAGGAGCAGCUGCUGGUGAUGCUGGAAAAAGAGCUGAAUACGAUGAAGAGUCUGCUCGAGGUCCAGAAAAAGGAGAUACCUGCCGUCAAGGCCCGUAAAGUCAGCGCCACUGACGUCAGGCCCUCCGCUAAAAACGUGGGGAUGAUCGGAGUGGCUUUCAUGGCGUUUGUGUUUGGGGGAAUCGUGGUUCUCGACCUGAUUUCCCUGCCUCAAUAUUUCAGGACCCUCAAGAGGAACCUUUGUUAGAAGAUAACUCUUAUCAUCUCUGCUUUUUUUCUCGAUUUUAUGCACGUGAACUAUGCAUAUUCUAUAUACAUUUAUAAUAUUUGCAAACAUUUUUUCUCUGGUUGUAAAACAAAAUACAAUUUAAUAAAAACAAAUAAUUUAUAUGUUCAGUUAUA